UUCUUAUUCAACCAGAGAUUUCAAACACUCAAAAAAACAAAGAGGCAGCUUCUCAUAUCUCUCUUCUCUUCUCUUCCCUUGCUUAGCACCUUCAAGUUGAGACUUGAGAGAGGGUGAAGUUUUAAUUACGAAAUUAAGUAAUUAAGAGAGCAACACUGUUGUUUUUAUAUAUAAUUAAUGGAAGGUUUAAGAAGGCAACAAUCCAUGGAGUAUUACAAAGGAGAUAAUACUAUGACGAGUGACGUCGUAGUCGAAGACAACACUGUUGAUUGGAGAGGCAGACCUUCCAGGCCUAAGCACGGUGGUAUGAGGGCUGCAGCUUUUGUUCUUGGGCUUCAGUCGUUUGAGAUAAUGGGAAUAGCAGCAGUGGGGAACAACCUCAUAACGUAUGUGAUAAACGAAAUGCACUUCCCACUGUCAAACUCAGCCAACAUAGUGACAAACUUUGUUGGAACUGUCUUUCUCUUGGCUCUUCUUGGUGGAUAUAUCUCUGAUUCUUAUCUAGGGAGUUUCUGGACCAUGCUCAUCUUUGGCUUCGUUGAACUUUCCGGCUUCAUAUUACUGUCAGUCCAAGCUCAUCUUCCUCAGCUGAAGCCACCAAAGUGCAACAUAACGAAUGGAGAGGUGUGUGAAGAAGCCAAGGGUUUUAAAGCGUUUAUAUUUUUCAUAGCGCUAUAUCUGGUGGCCUUGGGGAGUGGGUGUGUGAAGCCUAAUAUGAUAGCUCAUGGAGCCGACCAGUUCAGCCCAGAUAACCCAAAGCAAACCAAUAAGCUCUCCACCUACUUUAACGCUGCCUACUUCGCUUUCUCAAUGGGAGAGCUCAUUGCUCUCACAGUCCUUGUUUGGGUCCAAACUCACUCCGGCAUGGAUGUUGGUUUCGGUGUCUCCGCCGCUGCCAUGGCCAUGGGCCUCAUCAGCCUUGUCUCUGGUACUUUGUAUUACCGGAACAAACCUCCUCAAGGAAGCAUUCUCACUCCCAUUGCUCAGGUCUUUGUGGCUGCAAUGGUAAAGAGAAAGCAGGCUUAUCCAUCAAACCCACAAAUGCUUCAUGGAAGCCAUAACGUUAACUACGGCAACAAUCUUGGUUUUUCUUCUGAUACUGACACUUUUAUUCACACCCAAAAAUUCAGGUUCUUGGACAAAGCUUGCAUCAAAAGCCAAGAUGGGAUGAUGAGUAACACGAAAGAGUCUCCAUGGAGAUUAUGCAGUGUUAGUCAAGUGAAUCAAGUGAAGAUAUUGCUGUCUGUGAUUCCAAUCUUCGCUUGCACAAUCAUUUUCAACACCAUUUUAGCUCAACUUCAAACUUUCUCAGUCCAACAAGGCAGCAUGAUGGACACCCGUCUGACCAAAUCCUUCCAUAUCCCCCCAGCCUCCCUCCAAUCCAUCCCUUACAUCAUGCUCAUCUUUGUAGUGCCUCUCUACGACACUUUCUUCGUCCCAUUCAUCCGCCGAUUCACCGGCCACCCGUCCGGGAUCUCGCCCUUGCAACGCAUAGGGUUCGGCCUCUGCUUCGCCACCUUGUCCAUGGUUUCGGCUGCCCUCAUGGAGAAGAAGAGAAGGGACUCGGCCACAAACUCAAAUGAAACAAUCUCUAUCUUUUGGAUCACUCCACAGUUCUUGAUAUUCGGAAUAUCUGAGAUGUUUACCGCUGUAGGUCUCAUUGAGUUCUUCUACAAACAAUCCAUGAAAGGGAUGCAAGCUUUCUUCACCGCCAUAACCUAUUGCUCUUACUCAUUUGGAUUCUAUUUGAGUUCCCUUUUGGUCUCUCUUGUGAAUAAGAUCACUUCAAGGUCCUCCGAUGAUGGGGGUUGGCUGGGUGAUAAUAAUCUCAACAAGGACAGGCUCGACCUCUUCUAUUGGCUACUUGCAGUCUUAAGUUUCCUUAACUUCCUCAACUAUCUCUUUUGGUCUAGAUGGUUCUCUCGUGACGAUUAUUCAUCUUCAUCAACCACUGGCCACCAGUAUGAGAUUCAUCACGCGGAACGGCAGGAUCAUCAGAAUAACAAACUUCAUUGCUUCAACCCUUCAAAACAAAUUGAUGCUCAAUUAAGCGAAGAGAAUAUUCCAUAACUACUACUUAAUUAUUAAUAAUUAUAUGCAUAUAUCAAUUAAUGGAAUGCUGGAUUUUUCAUAUCUAGCAUGGGUCUAGCCUGAAAUAUAUUAUUAAUAUUAUAUAUAAAAGUUGUUGAUGAAAAAAAAAUCAUAUACAAAAAAUGGGAAAGUGGUUAGUUUCCAUAAAAUGUAUAGAAAUAAUAAUAUAUGCUAUAGCUAGCUGUAUGUGUCACAAGCACCAUAAUAUUAUUGAUAUAUAAGAACGUACUACAUGGAUCUACUCUUUUGCAUCAA
This is a messenger RNA of Humulus lupulus (European hop), 2346 nucleotides long. RefSeq names its product protein NRT1/ PTR FAMILY 4.3. The transcript has 5 exons. Bases 178 to 2070 code for a protein of 630 amino acids. Gene Ontology annotation, molecular function: transmembrane transporter activity. NCBI's taxonomy places the organism in Eukaryota, Viridiplantae, Streptophyta, Magnoliopsida, Rosales, Cannabaceae. The record is from RefSeq and is a predicted model, not a curated record. Gene Ontology annotation, cellular component: membrane. Gene Ontology annotation, biological process: transmembrane transport.